Blastomyces dermatitidis ER-3 is the source of this 5070-nucleotide messenger RNA. Its product is annotated as DNA-directed RNA polymerase I subunit RPA2. Lineage: Eukaryota; Fungi; Ascomycota; Eurotiomycetes; Onygenales; Ajellomycetaceae. Gene Ontology annotation, cellular component: nucleus; RNA polymerase I complex. The record is from RefSeq and is a predicted model, not a curated record. Bases 900 to 4631 code for a protein of 1243 amino acids. Gene Ontology annotation, biological process: DNA-templated transcription. The transcript is spliced from 2 exons. Gene Ontology annotation, molecular function: ribonucleoside binding; DNA binding; DNA-directed RNA polymerase activity.
UUUCGCACUUUUAUGGCUGCAUCACCUCCGCGCGAAGUACGCCUGUGUACACAUGACCGAAAAUGGUGUUUUGACGCCGGGUGUGAGGAGUUGCUGCUGGGAUUCGCGGGCGGCGUUUCGACCCUAACUAAGAGUCCCUGGUCCCCUGUUACCGUUCCUUGCGUAGUUUGGCUUAUGCAGAUUAUUGCAGUGUGCAGUGCGCAUCCGCCGGCGCAAAGCCCACCCACGCGGAAUGACGGAUUGGUGUUGGAAGCAGCGAGGGUGGUGGAGAAACUAGAGCCCAGCCGGCGCUAAGCUGGUAAGCUGGGACAGAAUGUAUUUUUACUUCUUUCUUUUUCUCUGUGUAUUUCCCUCAAUCCCUGCCGCUGCUGUUGAUCGUAGAGAAGAGCGGAGGCUAUUGGCUGGUUUGAUGGUUGGCGAGGUUGACGGCAAUCAUAUUUGUGGUCGUUGAUUCCGUUUGCUGCUGGCUGGAUGCUGGCUGGAUGCUGGCGGCUGGAGGUUGGUAACCUUCUCACUAUCUCCACGUGAUGAUAGCUGUCCGCGUUCGUUAGCUUCGCUCGAAAAAUUUCACUCCGGCAGAACCUCGAAAGGGGAAGAAAAAUAGACCACGAGCUUGGGGGAGCAGUUCAUCAGAGCAAAAAAUAAUAAAAAGGAAAACGAAGUGUGAGACACUCAGGCAGUUGGCCUCCCGUUUUAUAUUUCAAAUAUUAAUUUCGAGCUGUUCCACUCGUCAUGGCGGCUGCACUCUAGCCGUAAAAAAAGUUUAGCGUUUCAACCCCAGGGCGCAUUUGAGCUCGCACUUGAGCUCGCACUCCCUGUGACUUCUCUACGCUUCGGAUAUUCCCUUCUACUUCAAUUGCAUUUUGGCUUGGGUUUAAUCCCUUCUGUUUUACCCCGCCAUGGCGCCCUCUACAGCUACAGAAUGGUCAGUCGAGUACGACACUCUCCGCCGUGAGCGGUUAUUCCGAAACCCCCCCAAGGAUCAGACCGCAUAUCCGUCCCUCUCAGCAACCAUCCGACCCCAUAUCGAUUCCUUCAAUGCCCUAUUUGACGACCACAAAGUCUUAGAGGCUGCAAUAAAGGAUAUUGGCACCAAGUCAUUCCUGGACGGUGAUGCGGAAACACUGGAGCAGAAGCGGGCUAGGCUGGAGGAAGGGAGACGGGCACCCCGAAGAAACAAGCUCUCCGUGCGCAUUACGGAGCUGUUCCUUGAAAAGGCUAUGCUUCCGGCAUCAAACAAGUUCAGUACACGGAACAGAGAAAUCUACCCUUCAGAGUGUCGGGAGAGACAUGCAACAUACCGUGGCAGAUUAAGAGCGCGACUGGAGUAUAAGGUGAACAAUGGCGAGUGGAAAGAGUCGGUCAGAGAACUAGGCCAGGUUCCGAUCAUGCUAAGGUCCAACCGGUGCCACCUCGAAAAGGCUUCCCCGGAACAGCUUGUCCAACGAAAGGAGGAAUCUGAAGAACUUGGCGGCUAUUUCAUUGUCAAUGGAAACGAGAAGCUCAUUCGAAUGCUGAUUGUUGGGCGAAGGAAUUUUCCCAUGGCCAUCGUCCGUAACUCUUUCACGAAACGUGGCCCAACAUAUACAAAAUACGGUAUUCAAAUCCGUUCCGUUAGGCCUGAUCAGACUUCUCAAACGAACGUUUUACAUUACCUCAGCGACGGCAAUGUGACAUUCCGGUUUUCUUGGAGGAAAAAUGAGUUCCUUGUCCCGGUAGCGAUGAUAUUGAAAGCACUGGUAGAAACGAAUGACCGGGACAUUUUCGAGCGGUUAGUUGGCCGUGAAGGAUCUAAGGGAAUUCAAAACUCCUUCGUUACUGAUCGAGUCGAACUGCUUUUACGGACGUACAAAGGAUAUGGACUUCAUGGGAGGGACGACACGAGAGCUUACCUUGGAGAGAAAUUCCGGCCUGUUUUGGGAAUGCCUGCAGAUAUGCCGGAUGAGGCCGUGGGCACGGAAUUUCUUCGAAAGGUCGUAUUACCACAUCUCGGUAACCAAAAUGUGACUGAGUCUCAAGACAAUGAUAAGUUCAAUAUGAUACUUUUCAUGAUCAGGAAGCUCUAUACCCUGGUGGCGGGAGAUUGCGCUCCGGAUAACCCUGACGCUAUUUCAAACCAAGAAGUACUUCUUGGCGGUUUUCUCUACGGGAUGCUCUUGAAGGAGCGCCUCGAGGAAUGGCUGAGAUCCUUCGGCCCUGUUGCGCGUGAUUGGGCUUUCAGAAAUCAAAAUGCACCAUUCUCAGAUCCAAGAUUUGAGAAGGAAUUCCUCAGUAGAAUUGUGACCAGGACGAAUGAAAAUAUUGGUGGUGCGCUGGAGUAUUUCCUCUCCACCGGUAACCUCGUCAGUCCAACGGGUCUUGACCUACAACAACCAUCUGGUUAUACUGUUAUAGCCGAGAAAAUUAACUUCUACCGGUUCAUCAGCCAUUUCCGAAUGAUACACAGAGGAAGCUUUUUCGCGCAGCUUAAAACGACCACCGUUCGUAAGCUUCUCCCUGAGAGCUGGGGAUUCCUUUGCCCAGUCCAUACACCCGACGGAAGUCCCUGCGGACUUUUAAACCAUCUCGCCCAUAAGUGUGAAAUCGCAACAAGUAACUUGGAUGUCUCCGGCGUCCCUCAAGUGAUAUCGAAUUUAGGAGUGACCUCUGAGUCCUCCGUGGCUCUGGAUGAGAGUGUGGUAGUCCAGCUGGACGGGCGAAUUCUUGGUUACUGUUCCCCGAAACAGGCUCGCAUGAUUUCUGACACUCUGCGGUAUUGGAAGGUUGAGGGACAUCGAAGUCUUCCCGUGGAACUUGAAAUCGGAUAUGUUCCCAACUCGAAUCGGGGGCAAUACCCAGGCAUCUAUCUAUUUUCCCAAUGUGCGAGGAUGCUACGGCCAGUCAAAUACCUCCCGCUGGACAAACUUGACUAUGUUGGCCCGCUAGAGCAGCCAUACAUGGAAAUUGCCUGCCUUCCGUCCGAUAUCACAUCCGGCGUAUCUACCCAUGUGGAAUUCGACCCUACACACAUCCUCUCGAUUGUCGCCAACAUGACUCCAUUCUCCGACUUCAACCAAUCUCCCCGUAAUAUGUACCAAUGCCAAAUGAGUAAGCAGGCGAUGGGAACACCGGGAUCAUCUAUGGAAUACCGUACCGACAACAAACUCUACCGGCUACAAACCGGGCAAAGCCCUGUUGUUCGGAGCCCUCUCUAUAAUAGCUACGGACUUGACAACUUCCCUAACGGCAUGAAUGCUGUUGUGGCUGUGUUGUCAUAUACUGGUUACGACAUGGACGACGCUAUGAUUAUCAAUAAAUCUGCCCAUGACAGAGGAUUUGGGUGGGGCACAAUCUACAAAACAAAAAUAUACUCCCUUGAUGACAAGGAAUCUCGUGGCCGGGGUAAGGCGAGACGGGAGGUUAGCAAACUAUUUGGGUUCGCACCGGGCGGUCUUGUUAAAGGAGAAUGGCGCGAUGCUCUGGACGAAGAUGGUCUCCCUCACAUCGGCGCCCGUGUGACCGAAGGCAGCCUCGUCGCUGCAUGGCAUACAGUCCGCUUCGACCCGGUAUCGAACUCCUACGUCAACAUUGACAGACAAACUCACUUCCUCAAGUACAAGGACACCGAAGAGGGCUACGUUGACAGCGUCCGCAUCCUUGGCUCCGAAACAGGUGGUGACCCCUGCCAAGCCCUCAGCGUCAAAUUCCGCAUCCCUCGAAAACCACUCAUUGGAGAUAAAUUUUCCUCCCGCCACGGGCAGAAGGGUGUCUGCUCCCAGCUGUGGCCUGCAAUCGACAUGCCCUUCUCCGAAACUGGCAUCCAGCCCGACAUCAUCAUCAAUCCGCACGCUUUCCCCUCCCGAAUGACAAUCGGUAUGUUCAUCGAGUCCCUCGCGGGCAAAGCUGGCGCUCUCCACGGCCUCGCGCAGGACGCCACGCCGUUCCGAUUCUCCGAAGAGAACACCGCAGGCGACUUCUUCGGCGAACAACUACGCAAAGCCGGUUACAACUUCCACGGCAACGAACCCAUGUACUCCGGCAUAACCGGCCGCGAGUUUGCCGCCGACAUCUACCUAGGCGUCGUCUACUAUCAACGUCUCAGACACAUGGUGAACGACAAAUUCCAGGUGCGGACGACGGGUCCCGUGAACGCAUUGACAGGGCAGCCCGUCAAGGGCCGUGCAAAAGGUGGUGGUAUCCGUGUCGGAGAGAUGGAGCGCGAUUCACUCCUUGCCCACGGCGCCGCUUUCCUCCUGCAAGACCGGCUGAUGAACUGCUCGGACACCACGCGCUCGUGGAUCUGCAGGACGUGUGGCUCGUUCCUGUCAACGCAGGUUGCUGUCUCCAAGCUCAUGGCGCCCAGUAAAAACCCGGCUAUGGCUGCUGUCGCGAAGUCGUCGUCAUCAGGUCUGGCGAGGCCUGGUGGUGCUGUGAGUGCGUUGGGUGGCACUGCGGGGAUUGUGCGCUGCCGUCGGUGCGCGAGGGAAGCUAUCUUCGAUGACCCCCGAGCUGAAGUAUGGGAGGACGGAGAGGGGAAGAGGUUUGUUGGUGGAGAUGAUACGACGGUUGUUGCCGUGCCGGGCGUGUUGAAGUAUUUGGAUGUUGAGCUGGCGGCUAUGGGCAUCAGGAUGACAUUUAAGGUUAAUAAUUGAGGUUCCAUGACAGUGAGAUGGCGGUUCAAGGACUGGGUUUGGAUCGCCCCUUGGAAUAACGGAAAGAAAAAACAAAAACAAAAAUAUGGAGGAGAUAUUGUAAUUGGCGUAAGAAGCUAGAUAUGUUAUUGCAUCUUGUGUUAUUUCUGGAAUCCUUUUCAUCACCGUCGCUUUCUCUUCAUAUCUGGCGAAAAAUAUCUCUCUGCGUACGAUCUUGCAUGUAUCUAGCUAUAGUUUCUUUCUUAUACAGUGGUCCUUUCCAUGUCCUUGCUCCCAAUCAUCUGAACGACCCGUCUAUGUAACCAGCUGAUCAAGUAAUAUUAAUCCGCAGAACAUCUACUCCGUAGCGAUAGAGGGAGACCCAAUACAAAGUGUUUUAGUGAAGAGGAGUUAGCCCCCCUAUUAAACUUACCCUUCCCUGCUCGUUCAUUUUUUAACG